This is a messenger RNA of Chenopodium quinoa (quinoa), 1770 nucleotides long. RefSeq names its product rhodanese-like domain-containing protein 7. The record is from RefSeq and is a predicted model, not a curated record. Lineage: Eukaryota; Viridiplantae; Streptophyta; Magnoliopsida; Caryophyllales; Amaranthaceae. Bases 49 to 1446 code for a protein of 465 amino acids. The transcript has 5 exons.
AAUUGAGAGAAAGCAAGUAGAGAGCAAAAUAGGAGGAAAAGAGCAUCAAUGCAAUCCCAUCCUAUGCUAAGGCACUACACCACUAGAAGUGCAGCAAUAGCCGCAGCAGCUGCACUUCUCCCCUUCAACUCUCUCAAACCCACCAUUUCAAUCACCCCCUUUUCUUCUUCUUCUUCCGCCAUGAAACCCACCUUCACCACCAAUCAACAACCCUCUUCCGUCGUCUCCAAUCUCACCUUUUCUCUCUCCUCCGCAACCCCACCUAAUUGCUUCUCUGCUGCCGAUUCAUUCAACUCGGAACUCGCUGCUUCUGAUUCGAUCGAACCCAGUUCAUUGCUCGUUGUUGUCUCCUUUUACAAGUUCGCUGAUUUCCCUGAUCAUGCCGAUUUUCGCUACCCCAUUAAACGUCUUUGUGAAGAAUUGCGUGUUUCAGGUGGUAUCAUUCUUGCACCAGAAGGAAUAAAUGGGAGCAUAUGUGGUACCCGUGAAGCUGUAGAACGUGUUCUUGAAUUUAUUCAAUCUGAUGAACGUUUGAAAGGCCUAAGGCAGAUUGAGUCUCCUGUGACUCCGGAAGAUGAAGCAAUACACCAUGGACAUACAAGCAAAUCUCCUGUUGGAGCUGGAGAAGACGCACCCUUCCGAUGGGAUCAUGUUAGGGUCAAGCUAAAGAAAGAGCAGAUAGUCUCCCUUGGAAUGCCUAGUGUUCUUCCUACAGAGAAGGUCGGAACCUACAUUAGCCCUAAAGAGUGGAAUGAAUUGAUCAGCGACCCAAACACGGUGGUCAUCGAUGUGCGCAACACCUAUGAAACCAGAAUUGGAAAAUUUAAAGGAGCAGUUGAUCCUUGUACAACAGCCUUCAGAGAAUUUCCUACUUGGGUGGAAGAUAAUUUUCAACUGGCUGGUACAGACAGUCUUCCAUCCCAGGAGGUGCCAGAAAACAAGAUAAGUAAAAGCCAAGAGGAUACUGAAGGUUGCAACUCUCCACCUCGUGUUGCCAUGUACUGCACUGGUGGGAUACGAUGUGAAAAAGCUUCUAGCUAUCUCUUAAGUAAAGGUUUCAAAGAGGUUUAUCAUUUGAGAGGGGGGAUACUAAAGUAUUUGGAGGAAGUUCCACAAUCUGAGAGUCUAUGGGAGGGAGAAUGCUUUGUCUUUGACAAACGGGUCUCAGUGGAUCAUGGUUUGGCCCAGGGCACUUUCAAACUCUGUUAUGGCUGCAAGCAACCUGUCAGUGAUGCUGAUAUGGAGUCCCCUAAAUACGAGUAUGGUGUAUCUUGUCCAUACUGUUUCUCGACAAAAUCAGAAGAAGAAAAAGAGAGAGCACGAGCUCGACAAAGGCAAUUUGAGGUUUGGGGUGUCAUCGGUGGUCCUGACAAGGGUCGUCGACCAACACAAAGUACAAACGAGCCACAAAGUGAUAGUAGUCCUCAUAUGUCAAAAUCAGUAUAGUUUAUCCGGAAAUAUGGAGUGAAGGAGACGUGUAGUUUCUAGUACCUCUUUGGUUUCUCAUUCUUCCAUCUUUCAAUUUUGUAAUACUAGUACUAAGCUUUUUUAGCCUACUUGGAAUAGUAAGCAAAUGUUUGUCUGCUUAUUGAAUUAGACAAGUAAGACUAAGUGUAACAAUUAAGCUAAGAGCACAGAUUUUCUCCAAAAGGAAGGGUGUUUGACGGUUAUUCUUCAUUUUGGGAGGCUAUUAACAUCUUGACUUAGUCAAUUUGUAUUGCAUUUUGGACUUUGAAUGUUAUUUAACUUAUUUUGCAAAGUACAAAGAAA